Diutina rugosa is the source of this 921-nucleotide messenger RNA. RefSeq lists its product as uncharacterized. Gene Ontology annotation, cellular component: mitochondrion. The record is from RefSeq and is a predicted model, not a curated record. Bases 1 to 921 code for a protein of 306 amino acids. The transcript has a single exon. NCBI's taxonomy places the organism in Eukaryota, Fungi, Ascomycota, Pichiomycetes, Serinales, Debaryomycetaceae.
AUGAUAGGUCUCCGCUCCGUAUGGCGCCGGCUGUUGUCUGCUGCUGCCAACGAUGCCCUCUCGCUCGAGAUCCCCACGGUGAACCUUGUCCUGGAGAAGCUCGCUCCCGCUGAUGGCGGCAAUCCCAACCAUUCGCCGAUUGUCAUUUUGCACGGGUUGUUUGGGUCCAAGCUGAACAACAGAACGGUGGGCAAGCAACUCGCCAACCGGUUGUCCCGCAACGUCUACACGCUUGAUCUCCGUAACUUUGGUCAACUGCCCCACGACCCCAGGCUCGAUAUCCCCAGUUUGGCCGCCGAUGUUGAACACUGGUGUAACACGGAAUUGACCGAGGAACCAGGCAAACCGAUCUUGCUUGGUCACCUGAUGGGGGCCAAGACGGUGAUGGCGAUUGCCUUGAGACGUCCCCAAUUGCCGAAGAUGGUUAUUAGUGUUGACAGUGCUCCCGUGAACUUUGCCAACCUGGGGUCGAGUUUUAGCCGCUAUAUCAACCAGCUCCGGUUGGCAACAGAAAAAUACAAGUACACCGAUAUCAAGGAUGUCGACGCUAAGCUUGCCGAAGUGGAGCCGAAUAAGGUGAUUCGUCAGUUCUUGUUGAUGAACAUGAACCGGGGCAAAAAAGAUGAUCCCGUGACGCUGAAGAUUCCCUUGGACAUUAUCGGCAAUGCCGUCACCAAGGGGCUUGUGUCACAGUGGCCUUACGAUUUUAGACAACUGCGGUGGACUGGUCCCACCCUCAUCGUUCGCGGUACUCAAUCCGAGUACGUCCCCGACGAAGUGAUUGCUGAUAUCGGUCAAUUUUUCCCCAACUUCGAGAUUAGAGACAUUGACGCCGGCCACUGGGUCAUCAGUGAACAGCCGCAACAGUUCGAGGACGUCGUGUGUGAGUUCAUCGAGCGUCACGAAGACGAGGAGGAAUAG